Brassica napus (rape) is the source of this 375-nucleotide messenger RNA. RefSeq lists its product as uncharacterized. Bases 1 to 375 code for a protein of 124 amino acids. Lineage: Eukaryota; Viridiplantae; Streptophyta; Magnoliopsida; Brassicales; Brassicaceae. The record is from RefSeq and is a predicted model, not a curated record. The transcript has a single exon.
AUGACGAGUCAUUUUUUAAUCGUCUUCCUUGUGGUAAUCUUGACCAUCGCUAAUGGAACGUUAGCAGAAGCAGCAGAUGCUGAAAAACCUCAACCUGUAGACAACAAAUCAUCACCAGCAGACAACUCUACAAAAAGCCUUGGUCCGUCUCAAGAUUAUCCCGAUUAUGAGAUCCCUAUAGAACUUGCACCGGACGGUAUCGAGGUGGUGGGUGAUUACGUGCCCAUUAGCCCCACCGAGGCUACACUUGCACAACCCGAAACAGAUAUGAAUGUUAAAACAUCGCCGUCUAGCUCCGCCUCUAGAUCUUCUUCAACCGAGUUGACCGUUGCUAUUGCUGCGGCGGGAGGAGCGGCCAGCUUGUUUUUCUUUUGA